AUGGCAUGGUGUGACCGAGGCGCUCAGACUCUGCUGGCCAUCGCCGGGGCUUUCGCCGCUUUCAGCCUGAUGACCAUCGCUAUCGGCACCGACUACUGGCUCUACUCCCGGGCGCACAUCUGCAACGCCACCAAUGUCUCCGCCGACGACUCCCAGACGCAAAGCAGGAAAGUGAAAGGGGACCUGACGCACUCCGGACUGUGGAGGAUCUGCUGUAUCGAAGGUAUCAACAAGGGAAGCUGCUUUUGGAUCAAUCACUUUCCGGAGGAUAACGACUACGAUACAGACAGCUCAGAGUACAUCUUACGUAUAGUCCGCGCAUCGAGCCUCUUUCCGAUUCUCAGCACCGUCCUCCUGAUGCUGGGUGGCCUGUGUGUCGGAGUUGGACGUUUAUACACCAGGAAGAACAACAUCUUGCUCAGCGCAGGCAUCCUGUUUGUGGCUGCAGGCCUCAGCAACAUCAUCGGCAUCAUUGUUUACAUCUCCAGCAACGCCGGGGAUCCCAGCGACAAGAAAGAUGAGGACAAGAAGAACCAGUACAACUACGGCUGGUCCUUUUACUUCGGCGCCCUCUCCUUCAUCGUGGCGGAGUCGGUGGGCGUACUCGCCGUCAACAUCUACAUCGAGAAGAACAAGGAGACGCGAUUCCGGGGCAAGCGGGACUUCAUCAAAGCCACCUCGUCCUCUUCGCCGUACUCCCGCAUACCGAGCUACCGCUACAGACGGAGGCGCUCGCGCUCCAGUUCCAGAUCGACCGAGCCGUCCCGCGAAGCUUCCCCCGUGGGAAUGAAGAUGGGCGGUGGGUCUGGAGGCGUGGGGCUGGGGAUGGGUCUGCCCAUGGGGGAUAUAUCCAUGUACACUCUGAGCAGGGACCCUCUGAAGGGCGGAAGUGGGCCCGCGGGGCCGUACAGUCCCGAGAGGAACACCGGGUUUUUACAAGUGCACAACUGCUUCCAGAAGGACGUGAAAAACGGAGCGAAUCGGAGGACGACCCCCGUAUGAGGCCUGGGUCUCGUUCCUGGGUUGAGCGGUGCGCUUUAGUAAAUGUUGCGCCGCUGAUGAGAAACAACAGUUUGUCACGCGACACAUAAGAAAGUGUGUGGGAGUACGAUUUUAUUCCAUGCCGAGGUGAAAGAAGUUGGGACAGUUCACGUUCCAAGAACAGAAUUAAGUUUACAAAACUACAUGAGCUUCUCCAGCAUCAGGUUUAAAGGGGCAGUAUUAUGCAUUUUCCAGGCACAUAGAGUCUGGAAACAUGACUGAAGAAAUUUGACUUUCUUACUAAUUACAAAUUUAACACCUUGAAAUUGAGCGCCUGUCUCUUUAAAAACUGAAACUCCGCCUUCAGGAAGUCAUUACAAUGGUGCUCCUUUUUUAACCCUUUUAAUAACGUUUUUAACCACCAUUUCACAGAGAAAUGUAAAACAGGACAGCUAAUUGCUGCUGGCUAGUCUGAAGGUGCCAAGUCGCGGGGCAGGUCUGCUCUGUGAGGCAGAAGCUCAGAAACCGCAGCUCCGAGGAGGAGCUCCUCAAUCUGGGAUCUGGGUCUCUCCAGGUGUUUUGAACGGUUGCCAUUAAAGGGUUUUUCAAAAGUGCAUGAAAAAAAAGAAACCAAGGGAGCAUUACUGGUAUGUUUAUGAUGAUGGAAUAACAUUAUAACAUGAUUAAAAGGUCAAAAAAUGUUGAUUUUACAUAAUACCGCCCCUUUAAAUAGUGGCCCCAUGUAGCUUUGUUUCAUGAAGGCCGUGUUAAAAUAUUUUUACUACUUGGAAAGACGAAGCUCAGAGAAUGUUCUCAGUAGGCGAUUAAUUUACAGGAAAUAAGGAGCAACUUUCACAGACUUGAUUUUGAGUUCAAUUCAAAGCAUCAAAAUAUUUUUUUUGUGUUUUUCUUGUGAAAUACUGUUUUUGAAAAUUAACCGCUUUCACUGUUUUGAUGUGUUUUCGUCUCCAGUACUUGGUUUGCUCACAUUCUGUGACCUCUCUCAAAGACGUCUCAUGCUGAAAUCUGCCACUAAAACACAGACGGUGCUAACUUGCCUUCUUAGCUCUACAAUUUAAAUGCUUUCACCGAAUCCCAUCACUCCUGUGUGGCGCUUGAGCAGACGUCACGUGGUCGGUGUAGGGGGGAGUAUGUGCUUGUGUGUUCAGUGGCUCCGAACGCAGCAUAACUAAAACGAAACUAUGAAUUUGUGUAAAUAAAUGUGAAUGAAAUUGCUGGCAGUCGUGACGUACGUUCCAACAGGCUGCGCAGGUUUCCGGCGUAAAUGUUAUUUACAUGUGAUUUGCUCUCGAUGUGCUCAGGGACGAUGCGCGGAACAAACGGGUUCCUCACUCAAGCCAGACAGACUGUUACCAUUGGUUUGUGUAAGAACAACAAAAAUAACAUAAGGUCACACGUUUAGGGAUGUUAACAAAUGAGGAGAUAUUUUAUGCCAUUUCUUUUCCCCCAGAGUGUUUAAAAGACACCAGUGUCUUACGUGCUGUGGAUUGUGGAGAUUUAAGCUGAUACUGGCUAUUUGGAGCAGGAUCUAUUCCAGAGCAAAUCUCUCACCCUUUUGGUGUUUUAUUCAUCAGGUUAGCUGCACUCUUUAUUUUGUUACCUACUGCAGACAGCUGGGAAACAAAAGCAAUGUGAUAUUUUCUAGGCAGAUUAUGGAGGAUUUUCAGGAAUUUGAAGGUUGUGGGAUACAUUUGGCAUUCGCCAGUCACGUGAAUAAAUCUGUGUUUUGGCUAAGAAGAUGGUGCCAAAUUAUUUAGCCAUCCUAUUUAAAUUAAAAAUUUAUAAAUACAGCAAAUUUACACAGAAAAAGCUACAAUGUAGCUUUUUUGAUGCUUUUUUAUUUUUUAGAUUUUAAACUUUUUUCUUUUUUUUGUCACUAGUGCAUGGCGGUGCAAAUUGAAAUAUCAGAGAACUUUGAUAAAACAUAGCUUUUUUUUCCCUAAUUCAAAACUUUGAAUUAUUAGGCUAACAUUAGACACUGUCAACAUUGGAACUUUUUUUUUUUCCAAAAUGGGUUGCAGUUUCAAAAACAUCCAUUUCCAGAAAUGUUUUCAUCAACACAGAAUCGCUGAGGACAGCCGAAGUUGCUACUCUUACUCCCCCAGACCUGUAGGUGGCGACAAACAUGUAGUCCGGGACGUGUUCAGAGAACCUCCAUAUGAGAUUAGAGCUAAACACAAGAAGAAAGCAAGAAUGGCAAACAACAAAACACAACGAGUAUUAAUCUUGAAGUUGGUUAAUGAACAGAUGCAGCACAAAUAUUUACCCCACCGUUGUUGUUGUUGUUACAGCUUGUUUGGUGUUUGAGGUCAGGUUCAUUAGGGUUUGUGGGAGGGCAACAUUUUCCCAUUCUGUAACCCCUUUUCAAAAGAGAAAAAAAAAACAUAUAUAGUCCCUUUAAAACAGGUUUUGUAGUGUGCUAAUGAUAACUGUUAUUUAUUAAAAAGCACAGGCACGUGUUAAUAUAUGGAGUUGAUUUAUUUAUUCAUGCCUAAAUGAAUAUGAUUAGCAAAAACAUGAAACAAAACUGAAAAAUAAUUUAGCUGCCCCUUUAUUUAGUCUUUUGCUAAAUCUUCUAUGCCGAGGGGGUUAAAAAAUUCUUAGGAAGUACCAACAACUUACCUCACAAUGGUUCAUUUCAAUUUAGUUUGAGUAGCAUUUGGAAUGAGUUUGAUGUCUUUUUCUUUCUUUCUUUCUUUCUUUCUUACUUUCUUUCUUCCCUUCUUUAACAAAUUUUCUCAUUUGUAGAUGACAGAAUAUUAAUUUGACAUGACUGGAUUCAGUUGCUGAAACAAAAUUGGAAAAACUACCACCAGAAAAAAAAUAAUGAAUUUGCUGGAACACAUUUCUGCACAUUCCCGUUACCUUUAGUGGGAGCCGUCUGGAGAUUUUCUUCAGGCAUUACUUUAAAAUCACUGGAGAUAAACCAUCUUCCAUCCCAAGCAACAGCAUAAAAUGUCUUUGAAUUCACUCUGUGUGUCACAUAAUUAGCACCGGGAAACAUGAAAACUACACAAAGUGUUAAAUUGGACCUUUGACCUUUGACCAGUGAGGGUUUUAUAUAAACUUGCUCAAAGUGCUUGGAAAUCUUCAAGGUUUCUGAUAAAAUGGUGUUCUUCUUCAGACCCUGUUCCAAACAGCCAUCAUCUCAGAUGAGAAUUACAUGCCAGGAUGACGCUGAAACGGCACACAGCGGCACUUUACAAAAACAAGCCGUCCCUUUAGCUGGGUUAUUUUCUGCAGCCGCUGCCUUUUGUGUAAAGAGAAGGUCUUGUACCGGUAGCGGUUUUCUAUCACGUCUCAGUGAGUUGACCGACGUUCACAGUGUCGACUUUGAAGAGGCUGAGCAAAUGAACCGUCAAUAAAUUUUGUUGUGUCAGUUUGGAGUGAUGUGACUUUCUUUUGCAUGAUAAGUAGCAACUGAUUGGUAACAAAUCACAGGGGGAAAAAAACUGUAGAAAAUUGGUAAAUAUCAUAGACAUCAUUUCUUCCCGUUUGGCCAUUUUUCAUCUCUGUUCAUUUGCAAUAGUUGCUGUAGAGAGGAAAUAGUUUUCUGCUUACACCUGGAAAUCGGCGCGCUUGAAGCAUUUUUUUCUUGUUAGUCAUCUUUAGAUUAAUAAAUAAUUACUCUCUCAUUUGGAGACGGAGCUUCAUUUACUGUAUUAGUUGCUUAAUUUAAAUAAUUAUCUCUGCCUUUAAUUGGCCAGCUGUCAGGUAAUGUGAAAUAA
Messenger RNA from Poeciliopsis prolifica (blackstripe livebearer), 4730 nucleotides. Its product is annotated as voltage-dependent calcium channel gamma-4 subunit-like. Gene Ontology annotation, cellular component: postsynaptic density membrane; AMPA glutamate receptor complex; voltage-gated calcium channel complex. Gene Ontology annotation, biological process: transmission of nerve impulse; postsynaptic neurotransmitter receptor diffusion trapping; calcium ion transmembrane transport. The coding region runs from base 1 to 1002 and encodes 333 amino acids. Gene Ontology annotation, molecular function: voltage-gated calcium channel activity; channel regulator activity. The record is from RefSeq and is a predicted model, not a curated record. The transcript has 4 exons. NCBI's taxonomy places the organism in Eukaryota, Metazoa, Chordata, Actinopteri, Cyprinodontiformes, Poeciliidae.